AUGGAACCGUCCAGUAAAAAGCGGAAGCUGGCUCCCAAGGUCAACACCUCUGUGGCUCCCAACCCUCAGCCUGCUGCGCAGUAUUCCCACGAAACGCCGCCACAACAACAGCCUUACCCCGUACACGAUGCUCCGGUUGCCGAACGACAAGACUUCGAGGCCUUUGCGCGUCAUCUGCAGGAUGCGGCCAUGCUGAUACAGCGCCAGACGGAGCGCCCGCCUCACAGCGACGUCUCCGUCUUGCUGCUGAGCUGGGAAGAGGAUCGGACAGUGGACGAGGACGUUGCCGCGGUAGAACAGGUCAUGCAGAAGCAGUACGGCUUCACCACGCAGCGCUGGCAGAUCCCCACCGUCCCAAACCCAAGCAUCAAGCUCGGCGUCCAAAUGGCGUCCUUUCUCGAAAACGCAAGGCCCAACCACCUCCUCAUUAUAUACUACGCUGGCCACGGAUAUGCCGGCCCCGAUGGCCAGCUGUAUUGGGCCUGCAAUGCGCGCGAGGAUGCUGCCAAACUUAAAUGGGAUGGUGUACGGUGCUUGUUCGAAGAUGCCCAGUCCGACAUUCUCCUGCUUCUGGAUACAUGUGCCGACCCCGAACCCGCAGCUGCGGGCAGCCACGGUAUGAAGCAGGCCAUUGCGGCCUGCUCUCGAGAGCACAAGGCCCGACAAGAACCUGGACAACGCUCCUUUAGCUCUUUCCUGGUAGAAGCGCUUCGCAAGCUGAGCGCGGGACAGCAGCCUUUCAAUGUCCAGCGGCUUUACGACGAGACUCGUGCCCUGAAGCAGCAGCAACGUGCAAAGAGCCCAACUCCCGCAAGUGGCGCAACAGCUUCCGCCUCGCCCAUCAUGCCCAUAUUCUUCACCCUGACUCCCGGCAAAGGGCAAAACUUGGUACUGGCGUCCAUGGUCGGCAGGACGCCCCUGCCUCCCCUGAAUGGCGUAGAUGCGCCAGAUGGGCAGAGUAGUCGCGCUCGUGAAGACCAUCUCAUCGACCCGGAUUCCGUAGCUGACAUCAGGUUUGAAGAGCCCCGGAUAUUGGUUUGCACAACAUUUGUCGGGGAUGCAAGUCCGGACAUGUCCUACUUUCACCAGUGGCUACAGAACAAGCCGACCCUGGGCGCUACCAUCGCUGUCGAGGGCAUGUUCCUUGGGCCGCCUACAAUGCUUCUCAUCUCCAUGCCCCACUCCAUAUGGAAUGUCGUCCAGCACGAUAAGGUCUGCUGCUUCUUGGGCUACAUUAGCUCUCACAACAUGAUUCAUCUGUAUGAAAAGCUGGUUGGGCCUGCCGGUAUCCGUCCCUCUGCCAAAGAAGUAGAGGACGGCCGUAUUCUGCUGGAAGCCAGGGAGCUGGCGGCGGGAACGCCUUCGCGAGCUCGGCGGGAUCCCGACCCCUAUCUACACGCGGCAGCUCGAGAUGGCCUCGAGUACAGGUCGCAAAGUAGUCCAUCCGGGGCCGCCUACACUCCAGCCCCCCCUCGAGCUAUCGCUCCAAUCAAGCCAAAGGACGAGGUUGAAGAUUCCGCAGAGAUGCAAGAAGCCGCAGAGCAGCUCAAGGCUCUCAGUCAUGUUCGACCCAGAAGUGAUGAUGGCCCUCCGGCUGCCCCCAUUCCAGCUCCUCCUGCUGCUGCCACUGCGCCUCCCCCCGUGCGACACCGAACGACGCUUCCAGAUGGCAUCCCUGAAUCGAGGCACAUUGAGCCAAACAUUCCACGCGACGUCAAUGAUUCUGGAGUCGGCGAUGCCAUGGCACUAGACUCGACCCCAUUGCGUAUGAAGGCACCUCGACGGUCCCUCCCCAAGCAGGAAACUAGAUGUGAUCACUGUACUCAUGCGCCUUUUAAAGAUUCCUCGUCUCUUCGGAAACACAUUGCGGCAGCCCAUACCCGACCGUUUCCCUGCGCCUUUUCCUUUGCCGGCUGCGCCAGUACCUUUGGAUCCAAAAAUGAAUGGAAGCGCCACAUUGCCUCGCAGCACCUCUGCUUGACGUACUAUUGCUGUUCGGCUUGCCCGCAGAGCUCGGCAGAAGGCAAGGGCAAUGAGUUCAACCGAAAGGAUCUCUUCACGCAGCAUCUCCGCCGAAUGCACGCCCCGUUCCAGAUCAAAAGAACCAUUGCCAAGGGCGACAGCAAGCUGCAGGCCGAAUGGGAUGCGCACGUCAAAGACAUGCAGCAGUCCUGCCUAGUUACCAGGCGACAUCCCCCACAGAAGUCAGCUUGUCCCCGGAAAGAGUGUAACGCCCUUUUCGAGGGACCAACGUCUUGGGAUGAGUGGACGGAGCACGUUGGGCGGCACAUGGAGAAGGGCGAGGGCCAGCGGCUGGGCAUUGACAAGUUGCUGGCGGAAUGGGCUCUUGACGAGGGCAUCAUCGAGCUGAAGAGCGAUGGCGAGUAUCGCUUGUGCGCCACAAACGGCGUCCUCGCCGGUGGCAGCAACGGCAGCCACAAGGAGUCCAAUGUCUCUCUGGCGGAAAAUGCGUCUUCGGCGGAUGAGACCCAAGCCGUGGAAGUCAAGUCGACGGAUGACAUGGAAAUGGCAGAAGGAUGA
Trichoderma harzianum CBS 226.95 is the source of this 2541-nucleotide messenger RNA. RefSeq lists its product as hypothetical. The transcript is spliced from 4 exons. NCBI's taxonomy places the organism in Eukaryota, Fungi, Ascomycota, Sordariomycetes, Hypocreales, Hypocreaceae. Bases 1 to 2541 code for a protein of 846 amino acids. The record is from RefSeq and is a predicted model, not a curated record. Gene Ontology annotation, molecular function: DNA-binding transcription factor activity.